This is a messenger RNA of Symbiodinium sp. CCMP2592, 2142 nucleotides long. The record is from the annotation of a GenBank genome assembly. NCBI's taxonomy places the organism in Eukaryota, Dinophyceae, Suessiales, Symbiodiniaceae.
AUGGAAGUCCCGUUGAAAGCUUCAAGACAAAGCCGGGCACCGACAAGGCCUGCAGGCAACAGCAAGGCGCCAGCAGCCUUCCAGGGUUUCGUAGUGCGGGCCGACAUUGGAUUCGAGCAGUUCGGAUUCGGAGUGGAAGACGUCGAACAUGUCGCGCCACGCGCUUUCUGGCAACAUGACAUGGCGCGAGGCGUCCUGCAGCUGCCGCCACUCCUUCCUCCUAAGGAGGAGAAGGAGUCCAGGAAAGCCAAGCCGCGGAAAAGUCCUCCGAAGGCGAAGGCCGCGCCUGCAGUCCUCCCGCGGCUGGACGCAAGGGAUGCGACCUCCAAGCCCGCCAGGCAAGAUGCAGGCGAGGAUGGGCCGGAGAAGGAGAUUCAGAAAGCUGACCGAGUGGACCGAAAGGCUACGAAGCAGGAGAGACACCGAGCUCCGGAUCAAGAGCCCGGAAAAAGACAGACCUCCUCGAGCCAGGAGAAGACCAGGAAGGCCACCUCCGCAGCCACAAGGUUAGCGCCACCUGUAUUGGGACGUGAGCGGCCGGACAGACAGCAGCCACGCACCAUGUCGGCGCCGGAAGUGCCAGGGGAAGGAGCAGGCUCCAACGCCGCGUCGAGGCAAACCUCUGCACCUGCACCUGCGCUGGAGGAGAAGUUGAAGCGAGCCCGGGCGAAGGCCAAGGCCAAGGCACGUGCCAAAGACGACGCCACUACAAAGGCGGCGAGUGCAGUGUUCUUCUGCUUGUCUUCGCCAGACGGACGAGAGCAACUGGCGUCCGACUGCCGGAUCCUGUCAGAAAUACCUCGACUGGAGAACUCGUCCAGGAAAAAGAAAGCCAUCCUCCUGCUGCAGCGGUCGAUUGUAGCACCAGCGCGCCACUUGGGCGGGAAGAGGAGGAGAAGGAUAACGAUCCUCCUGCGGCACAGGGGAAGGAAAGUUCAGAUCCUCCAGAGGAGAAAGAAAGCUCGAAUCCUCCUACAGAUCCUACAGCACAGGAGAAGGAAAGUGACCCUCCUGCAGCACAGGAGGCGGAAAGUGAUCCUCCUGCUCCUGCAGCACAGGAGAAGGAAAGUGACCCUCCUGCAGCACAGGAGGCGGAAAGUGAUCCUCCUGCUCCUGCAGCACAGGAGAAGGAAAGUGACCCUCCUGCAGCACAGGAGGCGGAAAGUGAUCCUCCUGCUCCUGCAGCACAGGAGAAGGAAAGUGACCCUCCUGCAGCACAGGGUGCAGACGCCUCUUUUUCUGCUUUGCUCGGUUGGCAAUGGGCAAGCACAGGAGGCGGAAAGUGAGACGGAAAGUGAUCCUCCUGCCGCACAGGCCAGCAGCAUGAGUCAUUCACAUCUUGGGUCUGACAUCGUCUUGCAGAGUGCCGUGGAGAAGGCAAGUGAUCCUCCUGGAUCUGCCCUUUCCCAGGCCAGUGCAAUCCCGGCAACAGCCGCGGUUAGCGGCGAUGGUAUUCGGAUAGAAUGGAUUGAGCACUUGCCGGAGUUCGGAGAGAUCGUCGGACUCCAAGGCGCAAGCCGGUGUUCGUAUGUAGGCGGCGUGAAGAUGAUGACAAUUGAAGCUGAUGUGCGAUUGGCGGAGGUGCAAGAUGAUCCGGCGGCAGAGCCUGCCAAGGAGCCGGAAGACGAUGAGCAUCUCCGAUGCAGGAAGGAGCGCAGUAUGCGCAUUCUGCUUUCGGACUGGUACGACUGCGAGGCGGCUCUCCAAGAAGAGUUUGAGCCGGACUUCUCCGAGGAGGAAGAUGACCAAGAGCUGACAGAAAGAUCAGAUGCUGCAGACACGGUUGUGGGCCUUCCACUCUCCCAGAAGUCCGAGGAUGCGGAUCAGAUAGACUCAAAGCGAAGCAUGGCGAUGAGCUUCAAGGACAAAUCCGGAAUCAGCUGCUUGCUUCGCAUGAUGCAGCCUCUGACAAAAGCCGGGGCGCCAGCAGCUGCGAUCAGCAAGUCGGUGCUGACGAUCUUUUCUGGUGGUAGAGAGGGCAAAAGGUAUUGUCGAAGGCAACGAUUCACCAAGGCCAUGGCAAUAAACGCUCGCAAGAACCCACUCGACGUUUGUAGGAGGAUGCAGCCGACGCUGACGCUUCUGAUGCCAACGGCGAGCAGGCUUCCAGCGAUUGCUGCAGAUUCCGCCGAAAAGUCCUAA